AUGAUAGCACCGUCAAGAAAUGCGUUUCAACCUAGCCAGAGGAAGGUCUCGGUUCUUGUACUGCAUCUCUUCAUCCUAUCAGGCCGGCCAUUGAUUCCAUCUGUGACUGCCAUUCCAACUCUUUCCUUCAAGAAUACAGAUGAUAUUGGAACGCGGAAGACAUUCGACACAGUGAACGACCCUUUUAAACCUCUGACGUCCUUGGUCAAACCUCACACAACGCUGCAUCGAAUAUUGAAUGAAGACAAUGACGACAACUCUGCAUCCGUUGUCCUUGUUGACUCCAAUGGAGAAGAAUAUGAGCCAUACGCAAUGGCAUGGCGUUACCUUGGCAUGUAUACGGAUUGCGAUGUGCAAGACUCCAACGCGUACUAUGGAUGGACCGACAACAGUAAAGGCGGCGAUGACGAUUCCUGGGACGAUGAUAUGGACAUUGAAGACAUGGCCAACUGGUAUCGAAGAAGACGGCAUCUCAGCGGUUCACAGGACUCUGGUGACGACUGUACACGCAAAGUUCUGUGGGCUGCGUACGUAGACCCUCGUUACAAGGGUGGUUCAAUUGGAGAAUACCAGUUCUUCAACUUCUCCAGUGGCGACUACAGUCGCGAAUUUUGCAAGACACGUCGUUGUGUACGAAUGGAUUGCCACGAGCCCAAUACUCACUUCAAGCUUGUUGGUGUCUACAAGGAAGCAGAUGGGUUUGUAGAUUGGGCGGAGCAAUUGUUCAAGCAUCAAGGGUACUGUCUUUGGUCGGAAAACGACUACGAGUGGAUGGAAAGCUACCGAGAGUUCUGGCCGACCUACUGCCGACAGUUGUACUACUCUGGCUACAAUGGUGAAACCCUUUACAUGGAUCUGAGGCCUCAGGCAGAGGGGGAUAUCACAAUUGGCAUCUUCGAGGACGAACUUUGCGUUACAAACUCGUCUUACACCUUUGCGGAUUACAUCCAGAUGUACUACAACUAUUAUGGUUACUACGACAAGGGAUAUGAGGUUUCACAGACAUGGCAAUACGCCAUUAACACGUGGAAUUCAUACAUGGAUGUUUACAAAGUUUGCCAGCCUUGCCGUGCCUACAAUCUGAACGUGAAUUUCUGGAGUGACGGGGAUGAUGAUGACUCCAAAAGCGGAAGUGGAAGCGGCGACGGUCGCCGCUUCUUAGAUGAAAACGAUGGUGAAGGGGACGCGGAGCAAUGGGGAUAUGACUGCUACGACGAUGCAGGUUAUACAAAUUGCAAUCAGUGUUACAAGUUUGAGGCAAAGACGGACAUGGAGGUUGCUACUGCCAAGGAUCUGGAACGAGCCUCGAAGCAGGGCACCAUAUUAGAGAUCCGCGUCAAUGGCACAACCUAUGGUCACGGUGGCUUCCGUGGGCCGCUCAAGAUUACAACCCCCGAAGUGUGGAUGAAGAUAUUUGCUGCCUCAGCUUCCCUCGCUGUGGCAAUGUCAUUUCUCUAUCUAUACUACGCUACACCAUACCGCCAUUCGGCGGCUAGAUGGCUUGGAACUGCACUCUAUUGGGUCAAAGAUAAAUGGUCCAAUUGGAGGCAAAAGAGAAAGCAUGCCGGAGACAAUUAUCAUCUUGAAGAUGGCGUGCCACAGAAACCAGAACGCUACGUACCCCCCUCCGAAAGCAACAAGGACCAGUCCGGGCAGGAUUCUGCUCUGGAUGAAAGCAUCAACACCUUUGCAACUGCCCCAAUGGACAAGGGCGAUGAUGGUUCUCGCUAUGCAGAUAGUUUACAGACCACGACAACUGCGACCGAAGAGCCGAGUCCAGAUCGAAGCAGCUCUUCAGGGCAACGCUUGCCACCAGUUGACAUGUUGGAUGACACCCACAGUAGUUCCACCGGUGCUUCUUCUGGCGUUCCUUUUUCAGUUGACUCAAUGAAACAGUCAUUCGAGACUAUUCUGGACGUCAGCCGGAAUGUUCGAGACUCUCUUUCCAAUGACAUCGGUCGCUCGGCUGAUGUUCUACUGGCGCUAGGUACAAGCCUGGAAGGUACACAAGGCAAUCUCGGUGGUGCACCGGUAUCAUGUGGUGACAGUGACCAGGAGACGGCGCCAACUGCAACCGUAGUCACGUUUCCCGACCCCGGCGAAGAUCGUGCACCCAUCAAUGAAGACGACCGGCAUAACAUCGAUAGUAUCAUGGACGCGAUCGACAAGCAAUUCGAUGCCACGUAUGCUCUGGCACAAGAUAUUUUGGACUCACUUGACGAGCUACCGAAUGAAGGUCAUGAAGAUGUCAAAGAUACAGUGGAGGAGAAACCAUCUACACCCGGCACGGAGUUGAAGGCAACGUUAUGCGCAAUUGUCGAUGUUGAAAUUGUUGACGCAACAAGCUACGAGGCAAAGGACGAGCAGGUUUGCGGUCAAGAAGAAGCAACGUCUGAGGAGGAAAAUGAAACGACGGCGAAACCGGAUGAAUCUUGCUCACACGAAACCGAGGUUUCUGACGGCAAUGACGCUAGUAGAGGCAUCGCAGGUGCUUUGGAUGAUGGCGACAAUGAGACUCAUGCCUCUACGCAUAGCGACAGCAACGUGGAGCAAGUGCAGGACGAAAACUCAGAACCAAACGAUGGAAACGAUGCUUCUUUAGCCUUCAGUGGCGAUGGCGAGAACAGAGAAGAUAGCGUCGAAAUUGACACCCAAAAUGAAUCUGCAGUAGAGCCAAGCGACGAAAAGCUGUCAUCUUUGGAAGGUGGCACUGAUGACAACCAAGAAACACAGGCGGACUCCAUUGAGAUGGGCAACCAGCUUGAGUCAGAGUCUGAACCAGAGUCUAAGGACCUGAAUGAAGCGUCUUUGCAGAGCGAUGGUGUUAUCAACCCAGACCACGAAGAGCGGGUUGACUCUACUAUGGAGAUUGAGAGCCAAAAAGAGAGCGAAUCUGAAUCAGAGACAAAGGAUGAACAGGUGUCGUCUAGUGCGGACGAUGACAGUGACCGCAGUAACCCAGCUCCACCCCCCGCAAGCCAGGUGGAGACCAUGGAGCUUCCUAGCGACAGCCAGAGUGACACUGAUUCAUCUGUGAAUAAUGUCAUAAACGACGAAUCGACCCCGGGAGCAUGCACAGGUGAAAACGUUGACGUUGCUAGCGAGAAUGAAACCAUGGACACGGCAAAGGAAGCUGCUCGGGUGAACAGAGAUGACCCAGAUCCCCCAGAACAGGAAGACGCGACAAACAUUGCCAAUGAUUGCCAAAGUGAUCCUGAUUCGAAGCAAAUGAUUGGAAAGGAAUCUUCGAUUGAAGGCGACGACGUCGGCGAUCCAGCUCCCCAAAGCACGUCUAAAGAAGGCAACCUCAGUCAAGAAGAAGAAGAGGGAGGCGUAGAAGUGGAGCAUGGGCAGGACCUCGGCGAUUCAGCUCCCCCCGUGGUGGAAGAAAGCCCUUCUAACGAAGGCAACCUCACUCUAGGAGCGGAGGAAGAAGAUGAUGAAGGCGUAGAAGUGCGGCAUGGCCUGGAUGGGGCAGUCAUUUUUCAGAAAGAUGACGACAGCGCUUAUGAGAGUGCCGUAGCUGAGGAAAUCAGCAGUGUCGGAUCUUCCGAAUCUAAAUAA
This is a messenger RNA of Seminavis robusta, 3564 nucleotides long. The record is from the annotation of a GenBank genome assembly. Lineage: Eukaryota; Bacillariophyta; Bacillariophyceae; Naviculales; Naviculaceae.